AUGUGCAUAUUAAAGGUGGCGAAUCAAGGAGAUUCCGGCCAGUAUGACAGAAUUCCGUCGACAGCAGGUGAUUCUGAAACUACAACGAAUGAAGGAAUUCCUCAACCGUAUGAACAAUCGCAAUCUUUUGAAGAAAUGUUACAGCAACAAAUACAGCAAGAAACAGAGUAUUUGAUGUCGGAAUCGGCUAAUCCGAUGUAUACAGGGUAUAGUCAGUCAAGGGAUAUGUCGGCAAUGGUGACGGCGUUAACACAUGUGGUUUCGGGUCGGAGAGAGGCAGAGUGGGGUUACAGGCCGGAUAUUAGCGGUGUUACGACUUCGUUUGGUGGUGGUGGUGGUGGUGGUUCAGGGAGUAUUUAUUCGGCAAAUUCACCGUCUUCUUCGAGUUCAGGAUCAUGGGCUGGACAGAAAAGAAGACGUGAUCAAGAAGAAAGUGUUACUGGAGAACAAGCUCAAAGGGGCUAUGGAGGUAUCGGAGAAUUUAAAAAUGGAGAAUCAUCUUCCUCUGUUAAGCUCGAAGAAGAUACAAGCCUGGCAACGCCACAAACGAGCAGCGUAUCAACUACUGCGGCGCAGACACCACCGCGAGCAUCGGAAGUAACAGGUGAAGAAACAGGGGAGAGGAAGAGGAGAUACAGAGGAGUAAGACAGAGACCAUGGGGUAAAUGGGCAGCAGAGAUAAGAGAUCCACAUAAAGCAGCAAGAGUUUGGUUAGGCACAUUCGAUACAGCAGAAGCAGCCGCUAAAGCUUAUGAUGACGCCGCUCUUAGAUUCAGAGGAAACAGAGCUAAACUCAAUUUCCCUGAAAACGUCCGAUUAUUACCACAACAACAACAACAACCCACAACAAGAUUAGCCAUAUCAACCUCAUCAUCAACUGCAGCUCCGCGAUUCCAAUUAAUGUCUGCAGCAUCAGCGCGAUCACCAUCACCAUCACCAUCACCAUUUUUUCAAUCAUAUAAUCAACCUCCGCGUCAACCUGAUCAGAAUCAGCAACAACAGUUAUUUCAGAGCUCAGAUAUGGCUAGAGAUUAUUGGGAAUACUCACAAUUACUUCAAAAUCCAAUAGAUUUCCAUGGAGGACAACAAUCAUCAUCUUUGUUAGAACAAAUGUUAUUAGCUUCAUCAUUGGGAGUGUUGCAUUCACAUACAUUUCCUUCUUCAUCAUCUUCUUCAUUAGCAACUUCUGCAGCUUCUUCCACUACUUCCCCUGCAUAUCCCCUGUUUUACUCUGCUCAACAAUCACGCUUCUUUCAGCCACAAACUCAUCAAAAUCAAAGCAAUAGCAGUAGCAACACCUCAAAUUUUCCUCCACCUUUUUGGACGAGUUCCGGCCACUAUCCACCUUCUUCUAGCUAAUUUUCAUAAUUCUCCCCUUUUUUUUUUACUUUUGUUUUUUAUUUUACAUAUAUUUUUUUAUAAAAAAUUUAAAUAAGAAUCGUAUUUUUUUUC
Molecule: messenger RNA, 1452 nt
Organism: Solanum pennellii
Lineage: Eukaryota; Viridiplantae; Streptophyta; Magnoliopsida; Solanales; Solanaceae
Product: ethylene-responsive transcription factor ABR1-like
Exons: 2
Coding region: 1-1359 (452 amino acids)
Biological process (GO): regulation of DNA-templated transcription; ethylene-activated signaling pathway
Molecular function (GO): DNA binding; DNA-binding transcription factor activity
Source: RefSeq, a predicted model, not a curated record